This is a messenger RNA of Cornus florida, 3369 nucleotides long. RefSeq lists its product as uncharacterized. The record is from RefSeq and is a predicted model, not a curated record. The transcript has 5 exons. NCBI's taxonomy places the organism in Eukaryota, Viridiplantae, Streptophyta, Magnoliopsida, Cornales, Cornaceae. The coding region runs from base 511 to 2913 and encodes 800 amino acids. Gene Ontology annotation, molecular function: nucleic acid binding.
AGGAGCAGUUAUAUCAAUACUCUUUUCCUCUCAUCGCCCUCUUUCAUCGUCGAAAACUAAAAAGAACCAAAAACCCUAAAAAGUCCCACUCUUUAACUUCCCCAUAAUUCCAAAACUCUUCACAAUAAAUCGUCUUCUGUUCUCUCUCUCCUAUAAUUUUUUUUCUCAUAUUUUCUCUGUUUUAGAAAAUUUCUUUUUUUUUUUUCGCUUUUGUGUUUUCGUUGAUUUCAGGAAAGAUUUCAUUUUUUUUUUUUUCAUAAACAGGAUCGAGAUUUGUGAACGCUCUAAUUUUUUUUUUUUCCCCCCCACUUUUCGUUUUUUUUUUUUUUUUGUUUGUGGGUUACUUCGAUAUAUAUACAUAUGUAUGUAUAUGUGUUCUUUCUAAUGGUUGGUUUUUUGUUCUGAUUAAAUUAGGGUUUCGUACCUCCACACCUUUCUCGUAAGGAAGUGUGGAUCUUUUUCAGCGUUUGGAGUUCGUGAAUCGUCCAUCACUGUUGGGUUUUUGCCAGAAUGGAAAAGUUGGCACAUAAGAUGUCGUCAUCAUAUCCAGUUCUUGACAACCGACCAAUUGAUCAGUGGAAGGUAACAGAGCUAAAAGAAGAGCUUAAGAGACGGAAAUUGACGACAAGGGGGUUGAAAGAAGAUUUGGUAAAACGAUUGGAUGAGGCGAUUCGCAAUGAUUGUGAAAUUGCUAAGGAAAACAUUGAUAAUGGGUUUGAUACUGUUUCCCAACAUGAGGUGGUGUCAAAAGAUGCAGAUAUGGUGCCAUUUAGUGAUGAAAGGGCCAGGGACACAAUAGAUCACGGUAAUAACAGAAAGGAGAUUGAUGGUGGAAUGUUUCAGGUUCACAUGGGUGAUAAUGUGGCAUCAUUGGGUGAAGGAGAAGUUCAAGAGGAAAUAAUGGGUGGUACUGAUUCUGCUAGGAAUGAAGAGCUGAUAGUUCAUGCAGCUUCUGAGGAAACCACAGUUACAGUUACUGAGAGUGUGGUACCUGAGAUAGAAUCAAGUGUUCAAGAGUCUCAAAACAAUGAAAUCCAGAAUGACAGUGGGGAUUUGAAGCCCCAGAUUGAGAACAAGGAUCAAAAGCCUCCUCUUGAAAUGGGUGGUACUGAUUCUUCUAGGAAUGAAGAGCUGAUAGUUCAUGCAGCUUCUUUGGAAACCACGGUUACUGUCACUGAGAGUGUGGUGCCUGUGAUUGAAUCAAGCGUCCAAGAGUCUCAAAACAAUGAAAUCCAAAAUGACAGUGGGGAUUUGAAGCCCCAGCUCGAGAACAAGGAUCAAAAGCCACCUCAUGAAAUGGGUGGUACUGAUUCCGCUAGGAAUGAAGGGCUGAUUGUUCAUGCAGCUUCUGUGGAAACCACUGUUACUGUUACUGAGAGUGUGGUGCCUGAGAUGGAAUCAAGCGUUCAAGAGUCUCAAAACAAUGAAAUCCAGAAUGGCAGUAGGGAUUUGGGGCCCCAGCUAGAGAACAAGGAUCCAAAGCCUCCUCAAGAGGAUGUCAAGCUCAACUCUUCUGAUCCAAACAACCAGGUAUCUGAGGUCAGCCCUGUUUUAGGGUUUCAAGUAAAAUCUGAUUCUGUUUCUUCUGAUUGUGUCUCAAUUAAUGAAAAGAAUGAACUAAAGGAUAAUAUAAUUGCUGAUAAUGUCAAAUUAGAACUAGAUGUUAGGCCUGAAAUGGUGCAGCCAUCAUUCAGCAAUGUUGUCGCAGAUGGUGGCAAACUACAUCCAAUGGAUGUUGAAGAACCACGUGAAAGCAAAGUAUCUGUUGAGGAGAGGGAUGACAACAAUGCUGCAAAUAGAGAGAUGAGCAAGAAAAAUGAUAGUGCUGAUGUGGGUUCUUCUGAAAAAUUAAAUCUAGACCGAAGUUCUGGUGAGGAUUCCAUGGAGGAGGAUGCAUUGGAGAGUAAGCAAAUUGAUUCUAAAUACAAUACUGAUGAAGUUGGAGAUAGGAGUGAGAAAACUGAAGUACAUGUGGUGAAGGAGGAUGGUCUUGCUAAUGUUAUGCGGGUUGAUAUACCUGCGGACAAGAAAGACAGUCAUGGUGAAAAUAAGAAAGCUCUUGCUGCUGCACCCACUGUGAAAAGAAAGCUUCAUGACCAAGCAGCAGUUGGUAACAACGAGACUCCAAAGAGGCGCAGAUGGAACUCUGAAAGUCUUAAAGUUCUUGAGCCGCAAAGCAUUAACCUUGCCUCUUCUAGUACACCCAAGGACAAAUUGCCGUCUACUACUUUGAAAGGCAACUUCUCUAGAUCUGACUCCACAGUUAGUGAGAAUGAACCAGAUAAACGUGUUGUUCCACCAUCACCAAAACCUCCUACUAAUUCUCUCAGAAUUGAUCAUUUUCUGCGCCCUUUUACACUAAAGGCUGUGCAAGAAUUUCUGGGAAAAACUGGUACUGUCACCAGUUUCUGGAUGGACCAUAUCAAAACCCACUGCUACGUCACUUAUUCAUCAGUGGAAGAAGCCAUAGAGACUCGAAAUGCUGUGCACAACUUACAAUGGCCUCCUAAUGGAGGACGCCUUUUGAUGGCCGAGUUUGUUGUUCCCGAGGAAGUCAAGUCAAGGGUGGAGACUCCUCCACAGUCUGCUUCCACACCUGUAUGUAGUGGCACUCCCAUACCUUCUGCUUCACCCUCCUUGCCACCUCAACCUUCUCCACGUCAUCAAGUCCAGAGGCAGCAGCUUCUUCCUCCACCCCCUCUUCCACCACCACCACCUUUGUCUAACCCUCUCACACCAAGGGAACGGCUUCCUCUUCCACCCCCGCCUCCACUUCCUGAGAAAGUUGACCCUCCGAUUGUCACUUUAGAUGAUCUCUUUAGGAAAACCAAAGCGAUGCCUCGUAUUUACUACUUACCGUUGACAGACGAACAAGUAAAGCUGAAGGCACAGGGGAAAAAUGUCGAGAAGUAGAGGCAUUAGAGUAUACCCAAACCAGCUUCUAUUUGGAUUCCUAAUGAAUUGGUCAGUGUAAAACAAUGGUACGAAAAGUGUCAUACAAUUGUACUUAUGCAGGUCUGCAGGGUGUGUGACUUGUGGGAACAGGCUUUCCAGGCGAGGUAUGGAAGGAGCAGGUUUGUUGGUGCACUUGAUUUUUCCGGGACUUGUUUUGGUUGAGCCUGAGUUUAGGUUAGUCUAAGAACCCACGAAUUGGGACGUCUCUUUGUGAGUGAAUCAACUCGACUUUCGGUCUGUUCUUGUUUUCUAUUGAGCAAGAGAUUCAACUUCAUUGAACUUUUAAUUAGCAUCUUACUUUCUAAUGGAUGAUAUUGUAGUAUGAAUCUUAAUAGAUUCAAACUUUAUAAUCGGUGAAAAAUGUAGAAGCUACAUAUUGGUGGUAUCUAAUAUUGUUUGGAAGCUUCAUGGCUA